Molecule: messenger RNA, 6809 nt
Organism: Myiozetetes cayanensis
Lineage: Eukaryota; Metazoa; Chordata; Aves; Passeriformes; Tyrannidae
Gene: NLRC5
Product: NLR family CARD domain containing 5
Exons: 48
Coding region: 116-5698 (1860 amino acids)
Biological process (GO): positive regulation of transcription by RNA polymerase II; positive regulation of MHC class II biosynthetic process; positive regulation of MHC class I biosynthetic process
Molecular function (GO): protein binding
Source: RefSeq, a predicted model, not a curated record
CAUGCACCACGCUCUGGGGUGUCCCUGUGUGCUGUAGAAGAUUGGUUCUCCAUCAGAAUAUGGACCAGAAGCCACCUUUGCACUUGACAACUGGAAGGAGGCUGAUCACACAACAAUGCAGCCCCCGCUCCGGAAUGACGAUCUGGACCUGGAAGCAGCCGUAGCACGAGGCCGGCCCCGGCUCGUGGAGUUCCUCAGCCGCUGUCCCAGCUGGCUGCUCGAGACCUCCCAGCGCUUCCUGCCGGAGCUGGCCCUCAACAGCCUGGGCAGCAUCGCCGACCACAGGGAGAAGAUCUCAGCGCUCCUUGACCUGCUGGAGAAGGCCGGUCCUGCCACCUGGAAGCAGUUUGCGCAGUACCUGUGCAUGGAAUGCGACCUCCCCCUGGAUCUGGAGGUCCUGCUCAUGAGUUCUGCGGGAGAAGGUAACUUCAGCCAGACAGAAGCAGCAUGCACAGAUAUGAGUGCCCGGUCAUCUGUGCCAAAAGGGUUCGAUCGCCGUCGCCGUCACUGCAGCUCUGGGAGUGAUAAGGAGGCCAAACAGCAACGGCUCGAUUCAUUUGCAAAGUACCGGCGUCUCCUCAUCAGUUCCAUCCGCCAGAGAUAUGGAAGCAGGAGAGGAGCAGGAGCAGAAGCACAGGAACAAACACAGCCUCUGGCUUUCAACCAGGCCUUUGUCAACCUUGUCAUUCGCCAGAACAAAGCCCCCCGCUUAAAAGAGAAAGCAGAUAAACCCCGAGAGGAUGUGGCAGGUGCUCCUGAGCCAGAGGAGUGUGUGGACUCAGCCGUCAAAGUGUUGGAUCUCCUUUGCAGUGCGGUCCCCUCGGGCAAGACGAGGGUGAUCUUUUUGUUUGGUAAACCAGGUACAGGCAAGACCAUGCUGAUGCACAGGAUUUGUCAGAAAUGGGCUGAGGGCGUCCUACCUCAGUUUCUCUUCACUUUCCUGUUCGAGUUUCGGCAGCUCAAUUUAUUGAAAAGAAAACUGACUCUGAAGGAGCUCUUGUUCGACGUGUUCCUUCAGCCAGAAGACAGCCCUGAUGCAGUGUUCCAGUACCUCCUGGAGAAUGCCCGGCAGACACUGAUCAUCUUCGAUGGGCUGGAUGAGUUUGCAGCUGACAUGGACGUGUCAUCCUCCAAGAGGGGCCCAGCUCUUGCCUCCCCUAUGUCCAUAUCCCAGCUCUUUGCAGACCUCUGCCGUGGGAAGCUGCUGCCUGGUUGCACAGUGUUGGUCACCAGCCGACCUAAGAGACUUCCUGACUUACUGUAUAAAGUCAGUGUGCUGGCAGAAAUUUGGGGAUUUGACCAAGAGAGGGUUGAGGAGUAUGUCAGCCGCUAUUUUCAACAGCACUCAUUCAAAGAACAAGCCAUUGCUCACCUGAAGAACAACACCAAGCUCCUCAGCAUGUGCCUCAUCCCUGCCCUGUGUAAUGUUGUGUGCAUUUGUUUGGAGUAUUUGCUCCUUAAGCAUCAGAUGAGCGUGGAGCUUCCCCAGACUAUGACACAGUUUUAUAUCAAAAUGUUUCUCAUCUUCCUAAGCAAACAGCAGGGAGAGAGCGCAGGUGGUGAGGAGACUCAGCUGAACUGUAACAAGAAGGCCAUUUUGGGUCUGUGUGACCUCGCACUGAAAGGCCUGGAAGAGAAGAAGCUUGUGUUUUAUGUUGGUGAUAUUCCAGAGCACGUGAAGGAAUUUGCUUCCUUGCAUGGACUGCUGACUGUCUUUGAGGUGAAGACAAGUGGCACUUGCCCAGAGGCUGGCUAUGCCUUUGUGCACUUGAGCUUGCAGGAGUUUUUUGCAGCUCUGUGCCUCAUGGUGAGUAGGAGUGUGGACAAGAACUACCUGAAGAAGAGGUUCUUCUUGAAGUCAAAGUGGACUUUGAAGAACGAGACAAAGACCGAGCUCAUGGAGAGUUUUCACAUCUUUCUGUCGGGCUUGUCGUCAGGAGAGUGCAGGACGUUUCUCAUGCUGCUGGCAGAACAAGAUGAGGCUUGGGUGCAGGAUAAGCAGGAUGUGAUCCUGCAGUCUCUCAAGAGAAUGGCAGCCACUCACCUGACAGGGCCCAAGGUCCUCGAGCUCUGCCACUGCACCUUUGAGACGCAAAACCUCCAAGUGGCCCAGCACAUCGGGAGCCUGCUGAAUUUCAAGUACGAGUUCAGGAACUUCAGACUGACACCUCUGGACAUGUCGGCUUUGGUUUUCGUCAUAAACUCGGGCCAGGAUCUGACCUGGUUGGAUUUUGCAGGGUGCCUCGUGGAUGUCGACUGCUUGGAGGUCCUGGCUGGCUGUAAAAACGUGGAGCACUUGAGCUUUCGUAGCAGGAGAUGUGGCGACGACUUUGCUGCUGCUCUUUCAAAGGGCUUACGAGGAAUGAGGAGCCUGAAGAAAUUAGAGCUGACAGGCAGCAGCAUCACAGCCGAGGGGAUGACUAACUUGGUCCAGGCGUCCUCACAGUGCCUCCAGCUUGAGGAAAUAAACUUGCAGGACAAUCGGAUACGGGAUCCAGAGGUGAAGAGGGUGAUGGACCUGUUCUCCAGAAUGGAAAACCUGAAGAAAAUAGAUCUCAGCAACAACCACCUUUCCUUGAAGGCUGUCCUUGCUCUGGCAGAGGAAGUCGUUGCCUGUCAAAACGCCACUGAACUGUGUGUCAGGAAGGACACGGUGAUUGUUUAUUUUUCCGGCCCACCUGGGGAUGUUCCAAGAUCUUUGGAUUUGAGGUCGGAAGAGGAUAAGGAACAUGUAAUUCCAGCUAGACAAGUGAAGUUAUGCUUGCAGGAUCGCAGCCUGUCCCCCCAGCAUGCCAUGGACGUCGCUGCCAUUCUCCAGAGCUGCCCCUGUCUCUCUGAAGUGGAUUUAUCAGGUAACAAGCUUGGAGAUGAAGGCUGCUGUUUCCUGCUGGAAAGUCUCCCUCGGAUAUCCAUUUCAAAGCAGCUGGAUCUCAGUCAAAACCGCCUCUCUGUCACCGGCAUUUGCAGCCUGCUGAAGUCAGUAAAUACCUGCCAGAAGGCGAUGGAGGUACAAGUCAGCCUUCAUCAUAAGACUGCAGUGCUGAGGUUUACAGAAGACAGUGAGUUUUCUUCCCUUCCUCUAAGGGGAGAGGCUGUGCUCUCUGCUGAUGACCAAAAAUACCGAGAGGAAAACCAGACACCCACCACUCCCCAGAAAAUAAGGCUGACAGACAGCAGCUUUAAAGGCAGUGACCUGAAGAAUCUGUGUGCAGUCCUGAAGGAAUGUAGCCACAUCUCUGAGCUGGACCUGUCAAAUAACUGUCUGGGAGAUGAGGGACUGUUGCAGCUCUUUCAGUGCCUCCCGAACAUGAAAAUGUUAAGUUCUCUCAAGUUUAAUGACAACCAGAUCUCCCUGGACUCUGUGUUUUUCUUAGCUCAGUCCUUAUCUACACUGGAACACAUUAAAACAAUGAACCUCAGCUUAGGACACGUGCAGGUGGUUCAUCUAACCUUUUGGGAAAGAGUCAGGCUGCAAAGUAGCAGCAGAUGGAGAAGUGGUUUCCUGGCACAUCCCAAGCACGAAGCAAAAGGACGAUGCUUUUGUCUCAGAGACUGCAGAUUGGGUCCAGAGGACAUGACCAGGCUGUGCCAGAUACUGGCUCAGUGUCCCCAGCUGACAGAAAUUGAUCUGUCUGGAAAUUCCUUGAGUGACCAGAGCGUUGAGACGUUACUGAGCUUCCUGCCAUCCCUCCCUCAUCUGACACUGCUGAGUAUUAGGCAAAACACAUUGUCCCCACGUUGUGCUGUUUCACUCCUCAACUCCAUCAACCUCUGUGAGCGGAUCAGAAUGGUGGACAUCCGGUCAAGUGAAAAGGCCUUUUUGCAUUUAGGAGCAAGCAUGCAAAGGCAGAAGACAUCCUGCAGGCUGACAGGCUGUGCCAUCGGGGAAGGGCAGGUCGAUGAGCUCUGCAGCGUCCUGGAGCAGCACGGGUGGCUGGCAGAGGUGGAUCUCUCCAGGAAUCAGCUGGGAGAUGAAGGCCUGAGGUGCCUUUUGGACCACUUGCAUCGAGUGCCCAUUACCUGUUCCCUCAAUCUCAGCCAUAACAGGAUUUCUCAGGAUGGAGUUCUGCAUCUCAUAAAUGCCUUCGUCACAUCUGGAAACACCACUGAAGUUCAAGUCAGUUUGUGCUCCAAAGCAACUUUAAUCCUCAAGCUGACAAGCAGAAAUGACCCAAGAAAGAUUUUGAGACUUUCAGAGUGCAAAUUUCAGCCAGAGCACUUGGAAAAGCUGUUCUUGCUCCUGGAAAAGUGCACGGGUCUGACGGAGUUCACGUCCUCAAAUAACAACGUGACAGUCCAAGCUGCAGAAAGGCUUUUGCAUUCCCUGAGGAAAGAUCUGGGCUCUCUGAAAAUCAGCAUAGAAGAGCCCUGGGUAUGCAAAGAAAGAGUCAUGGACCUUCUCAAGCUGGCUCUCCAGGCCUGUGGGAACAUCACUGAGAUCACGAUAUGCAAAGAUAAACCCCUCUUCCAAUUAGAUGUAAGGUUCCCACGCUGCCUGGAGAAGGUGGACACAGUCUUUAGCAGAUUGAGUCGGUACAAGCCAGAAAUCAAACAACGUUCCUUCUACCAAAGGGUUUGUGAAAGGUGUGCUCAGCUGCAGGAGCUGAGAUGGUCUGAUGUGGAACUCCAUGAGGACGAAGCAGAAAUGCUAGUCAGGAUUUUGCUACCUCUUCCAGAGCUGAAGAGGUUUGGGCUGACCUCCAGCAGUGUUGUGACAACUGGAACUGAUUAUGUGAUCAUGGGCUUGCAGAACUGCCAGGCCAUUGAAGAGCUCAACCUGGGCUGCAUGAAACUCAGCAGUGCUGCCAUUCCUCAGCUUGUGCAGGGACUCUGUGAGAUGCCAUCUCUGAAAAGGCUCAUCUUGAACCACAACAGUAUUGGGAAUGAUGGCUGCUCCAGACUCGCAGAAGCCUUGAGGAAUAUGCACCACAUGGAGGAAAUCAAUUUAAGCCACAACAAGAUUGGAGAUCCAGGCCUGACAAAUCUGGCUGCUGUCCUGCUGGAAAUGCAAAACCUGAAGAAGAUCGACCUUUCAGGGAACUGUCCUAGUCCUGCUGGAGGGGAAAAGCUGAUGGAAGCUCUUGCCCAUUGCAAGCACAUCGAGGAGUUACUACUGUCAAGGAAUGGUUUUGGGGACAGGACAGCAGUAACACUCGCCCUCUGUCUGCCUCACAUGACCAACCUGAAGAUCCUGCACUUGCAGAACAGCAACAUCAGGCAGGCAGGAGGGCUGGAGCUGGCCAGAGCCCUGGUGGGGUGUGAGCUGCUGGAAGAGAUAAGUUUAUCAGAAAAUGACCUUGGAGAACAAAGUAUCCAUGCCCUGUCCAAGGGGCUGCCAUGCUUGGGACACCUCCGGAAGGUUGACUUGAAGUUCUGUGGAAUCACUGAUGAUGCUUCAAAAUCCCUCUCUCACGGCUUCCGACUGUGCCCUUCCGUGGAGGAGAUAAUAUUGUCUUGGAAUGCCCUUGGAGAUGGAGGAGCCCAAGAGCUGGCCAGUGCUCUCCCAGAGAUGGAAAAGCUGAAGGUGUUAGACCUGGAGAAAAAUCGCAUUGGAGCCUGUGGGGCCGCAAAGCUGGUGGAGGAACUUGCCAAGUGCCCGGAAAUUCAGUCCAUAAGGCUGUGGGACAACCCGGUGCCCAAGAGCCUCGCUGAGGAUCUGACAAGCCAAGAGCCAAGACUCUGUUUCUCCUUCAGCUAGCAAAGAAGAGCCCUUGCCUGACCAGGAGUGGCUCUACACCUCCCACUACCCUAAAAAAAAGUACACUGAAGAACCCAGGAGAUCAAAGUUCCUGCAGCUGAAAACCGUAACUAUUAGGUCUUCCUUUGUUGCACUGGACCAAGUGUGGACACUUUUGUUUGUUUGUUUUGUCUUUUUCGUUUUGGUUUGGUUUUUAUUGAGGCUUUUUUGUAUGUUUUGUUUCUUGUGAGCUUUCAUUGUACAGAAGAGGCAAAGACUGUGAAGAAUUGCUGCUGAGCAGGCAGUGUUCUUGGUGUGAAAACACUGAAACCCUCUUCAAGAGGAUAACUUUCUGGAAAGCUAUUAGCAAAUGGUGAUGAGAAUGUUUGUGUGCUAGACACUACCUAUUUAUUUAUUGCCCUAGAGAAAAAGGGACACCAGGCACCUCCAUCCAAACUUCAGCCCUGUCAAAAGUUAAAUAUUUAGCCUUUAUAUUUAGGGAGGGGCACCCAGAAAGAAGAGAGGUCGUAAUUAAGCUCCCAUGUACAGUCAACAAAAAAGCAGGUAUGAAGUUUCCUUGGAGAUGUGGGAUUUUGGAGUCACCAUCCCUGGAAGUGUUCAUAAAAACAUGGGGAUGUGGCACUUGGGGGCAUAGUUUAAUGGUGGAUACAGUGGUGCUGGGUAAAGGGUUGGACUCGAUGAUCUUAGGAGGAUUUUUCCAACCUCCAUGAUUGUGUGAUUCCAUGAUUCUAGGACAAGGUGCAGCUCCUCAGGCUUUCAGAAAGACAGCAGAGUAUUUCAUUAUCUUUAAUCCAGACUGCAACACCUAGAGGGUGUUGCAAUAAAAGCAUACACAUCCCCCAGGAGAGGAUGUAAAGUUAUUUAUAAAAUUGUAAAUUAUUGACACUGUUACAAAUGCACUCCAACAGGCUGCCUGAAAAUCACCUAUCACUGUGAAAUUCCUCUGUGAUUUUUAGGCAAAAAAUCAUAGAUUGAUUUCAAGGGACCUUAAAGACCAUCUAGUUCCAACCUCCCUGCCAUGGGUAGUGGCACCUUCCACUAGACCAGGUUGCUCCAAGCCCCAUCCAGCCUGGCCUUGGACAUUUCCAGGGAUGGGGCAUCUGUGGUUUCC